Molecule: messenger RNA, 1002 nt
Organism: Talaromyces marneffei
Lineage: Eukaryota; Fungi; Ascomycota; Eurotiomycetes; Eurotiales; Trichocomaceae
Exons: 1
Coding region: 1-1002 (333 amino acids)
Source: RefSeq, a predicted model, not a curated record
AUGUCACCAUCUAUAUCCACCCAUAGACUCGUUGGAGUCAUGUCAUAUAUCACAUUAAUAUUAUUCUUAAUAACAAACAGCUAUGGCUCGCCUUUGCCACACGAAUCCGAAGCUGCUGUCAAUGUAUUAGAGGCCUCCGACUUGCCGCAUGAAGGAAGCGAUGAUACCACGAUAGAAUUAAGGGCACCGACGGAAGCCAAACCAUUCCUAUUGACAGAAAGAGCCACCUCGAGUAGCAGCAACACCAGCUUUCCCACAGCAUUCGACACGAUAGGAAACAACUUUACAGCAAAGAGCUGUCCAAAAUUCUUUGAUUACUUUCUCGCCAAUGAAACCUACAAAUCCUGCUAUGCAGUAUCCAUCCUUCUCCAAAACUCAAACACCUUCUUCAAAGACCUAGCUUCGGCAGUGACGUUAGACCAAGUACUCGACACAUCUUGCUCAGCCAACACAACUGCAUGCGUGACGUUCAUGACCAACCUCGCCGCCAAUCUCACAAGCAACGAUAACUGCGGCGCCGACUACAAAUUGGGAAACCCCACUGUAACCCAGGCCUACGAUGGAAUGGUCUCGUACGAACCCAUCGCAAAGGCAGCUUGUCUUGAAAAUCCAUCAACCCAUGAAUACUGUUUCACCGAAGCAGCUACCAACAGCACCAACAUUUCGGGGUAUUCUCUCUAUCUUCUCCCUCUAGGGAACUCCCUGCCUGGUGGCAGUCGGCCAGAGUGCAACCAGUGCACGCAAGCCACGAUGGCUGUAUUCAAGGACUCUGCUGUGGUCAAGGGGAGCCCGCUUGUGCGGACAUAUAUUCCGGCUGCUCAGACUAUCAAUAUCGGCUGUGGACCGAAUUUUGUCAAUGCCACAGUCAACGUCGGUACUCAAGAUUCUGGUUCAGCUUCGUCAAAGGUUUCGGCUAGCAGUGUAACUGCAACACCGCCGCCCUCCUUGGCGGUUGUCGGGCUCUUACUCGCGACUGUCAUGUUGUUCGCCUCACUUGUAUGA